Messenger RNA from Anopheles nili, 1965 nucleotides. RefSeq names its product tetratricopeptide repeat protein 30 homolog (gene Ttc30). The record is from RefSeq and is a predicted model, not a curated record. Gene Ontology annotation, cellular component: intraciliary transport particle B; axonemal microtubule. Lineage: Eukaryota; Metazoa; Arthropoda; Insecta; Diptera; Culicidae. The coding region runs from base 1 to 1965 and encodes 654 amino acids. Gene Ontology annotation, biological process: intraciliary transport. The transcript is spliced from 3 exons. Gene Ontology annotation, molecular function: protein binding; intraciliary transport particle B binding.
AUGUUUUCUCAAAAUAUGAUAAUUCGUGAUGGUGAAUACACGAAAACUAUAUACACAAUGAUCAAGGAGGAACGUUUCCAGGAUUCUAUAAACACGUUGAAUAGCGUUCCGGAAUCGUCAACUACCCGUGCCGGUCUCUCGCUGCUUGGGCACUGCUAUUACCAGAUGCAGGAUUUCAUCGAGGCGGCCAAUUGUUACGAACACCUGAUUAACUUGGUACCGGAUGUGCAUGAAUAUCGCCUAUACUACUCGCAAUCUUUGUUUCAAGCAGGCCUAUUUGAAGAAUCUUUAAAAAUCAUUGGAACUGGGUUGGAAGCACCUGAGCUGAAGGAAAAGGUCCUGCAAUUGCAAUCGGCAAUUGCAUACGGUAAUGAGGACUACACGGCCGCUCAAUCUUUACUCCUGCAGCGCCAGGAUGGCAACGGUUCGGAGGCGAGUACUAAGAACGACGAAGGUUGCUUGCUGUACCAGGCGAAUAUGUACGAGGACGCUUUACAGCGUUACGUGUCUGCACUGCAGGCAGGAGGGUUUAAUCCACACGUUGCUUAUAACGCUGCACUUUGCCACUAUCGGCGAAAAGAAAAUUCUCAAGCACUAAACUACAUCGCCGAAAUUGUGGAACGUGGCAUUCGCAACCACCCGGAACUAGGCGUAGGAGCUCAGGCAGAAACCGAAGGCGGCGCCAGAAGUGUGGGCAAUCCUCCGGCUCUAGCUGCGUCGGGUCUUGCACAAGCCUUCAACCUAAAGGCUGCUAUCGAGUACCAAGAAGCGAACAUUGAAGGUGCCCGAGAGGCAUUGACCGAUUUGCCACCGCGAUCAGAGCCUGAGUUGGAUCCAGUGACGCUUCAUAACAUGGCCUUAACCGAUCCUGUCGGUGGGGGAGCUGGCUUGCGUCGAUUGGCUUUUCUGCUCGAACUAGGACCCCCAACAUGCCCACCGGAAACGUUUGCGAACCUGCUGCUUUUAUGCUGCAAGCAUGAAAUGUACGACACGGCCGCAGACAUUCUUGCGGAACAUACGCACCUAACGUACAAGUAUCUUUCGCCGUACUUGUACGAUCUGCUGGACGCGUUGAUCACAGCACAAUCGACACCGGAGGAAGCCGAACAGAAGCUUGGAACGUUGGCCAACAGCAUCGGUGGCAGAUUACGGGCUCUAGCAGCCAAAGUGCAAGAAUGCCGUUCGGCGACGGACCAAAACGCACUAAGGAUGGCACUUCGCGAGUAUGAGGGAGCCCUCGAGAGCUACCUUCCGGUGGCGAUGGCCCGAGCUUGGAUUCCGUGGCGCAUGGAUGAUUUUCAGGGCGCGGAGCGGGAAUUUCGUGCCAGUGCGGAGUUUUGCUCCGAAACGCCUUCUUGGCGGCUUCACGCGGCCCACGUGUUGUUCAUGCGCGGUGACCGUUAUAAGGAGGCAGCUGCGUUCUACGAACCGAUCGUGCGACAGAACUACGACGACAUUCUCUCCAUACCGGCCUCGGUUUUAGCAAAUUUGUGCGUUGCUUACAUCAUGACCUCGCAGAACGAGGAAGCCGAGGAGCUGAUGCGUAAGGUGGAGCGAGCAGAAGAGCGUAAGGGUAACGCUACCGGGCAAUGUUUGCAUCUUUGCAUCGUCAACCUUGUUAUUGGAACGCUGUACUGUGCGAAAAAUAAUUACGAAUUUGGAUUAUCGCGUAUUGCACAUGCGCUGGACGGCGGAUCCGGAGCUAGGCUGUGCGCUGACACGUGGAUCCAUGUGAAACGAUGCGUUCUUGGACUGCUUACCGGCAUGUCGAAACAAACGAUCGUACUACCGUCGAUUGCACUUCAGGAAACACUCAAUUUUCUGCGUGCCUGUGAAGCGUACGGUAUUACUAUACCAUCUGUGUUGACGGGUCCUUUAGAAGACUCAGGAGAACAGCCACCAUCGAUUGGGCUGGAGGCGCGUAAGCUGCGUGCCUUACUACUGCGGUUGAUGGAGUACAAGUAA